Messenger RNA from Penicillium cosmopolitanum, 966 nucleotides. RefSeq lists its product as uncharacterized. The coding region runs from base 1 to 966 and encodes 321 amino acids. NCBI's taxonomy places the organism in Eukaryota, Fungi, Ascomycota, Eurotiomycetes, Eurotiales, Aspergillaceae. The transcript is spliced from 3 exons. The record is from RefSeq and is a predicted model, not a curated record.
AUGAAACCCUCACAUGCGUUCCUCCUGUGGUGGAAGUCGAUCAACGUGCGCUCGGGAUUAUCAACAGAUGUUGGUUCAGCCCUUCUGGAAGUGGAAAUUGCUCUAAUCGAGUUGCCAGUCUUCAACCUGACAAGUGAACGACUAUACCCUACUAAGAUUGGGUUCCCGUUGUCCGAUGCUAAACAUCUGUGGCUUUCCUUGCUGUUCACGGAUGAGGCUGCCUACCACUGCAACCUCAAUCUAAUGGAAACGUGUAAUGAAAUUUACCUUGGCCGUGACAACAAAGCCCAAACGUUGCUGAACCGAUCAAAGACAUUAAUUCAGACCCAACGAAGGGUCGAAAGUUGCGAUGCUCUUUCUGACUCCACAAUGGGACUUGUCACAUCACUCAUCACCCAAGAACAAAUACGGAACCAACAAUCGGCUGCUUUAGUGCACGCAAGAGGACUGCAAAAGAUGGUCGAGCUACGAGGCGGACUCGGUCAACUCGAGCAAAACCCCACACUUGUAUUGGCAGUUUGCAACCUAGAAGAGAUUUUCGUGUCGAUUUGCUACCGCCUCCUACGAUUCAUUCCAAUCCAUCCUCACACUGGGAGGAUCGACUCGCAGAGUGCGCUAGGUCUUGGAUUGCUCAUCUUUACGAUGACUACCUUUUUCCAAGCGAACGAAAAGCGAAUCAUGGAUUUCAAGGCAUUAUGUGUACGUUUCGAAGAUCUCCUACGCGGUAAUCUUUCGGGAUUUGGAGACGAAAUUAGCCUAUGGCUGCUGGCUUUGGGCGGGAUCUGGUUUCAAAAAGAGCUGGUCACAGAUCACGUCGCUUCUAAAAUGCGAAAUUUGUGUUCACUUCGAAAGAUCUACACUUGGGUCGAAUUUCGAGCAUGCAUAUCUAAGUUCCCCUGGAUAACAGUUAUCCAUGAUUGUCUCGGUGAAGAGCUCUGGAACCAGACACAACGAAUGAUUCAGUGA